GAGAAAAUCAUUAUUCUUUUUUACGCGCGAAUCGCACCCAGCCAAGUUGAGAGCUCGGAAAGCUACUGGUGGAGUGGUGGUGGUGGUGCUGGGUGGUGGAGUUAUUCUGAUGGCGUCUCACAUCAUUCUCCCCAAGGAGGAGGAGGAGGCGGAGCUGGGCGUGGCGGUGGAGGAGGACCACGACUCGCCGGCGGCGCCAGGGCACCAGCGGCAGGGGCCGGUGGCGAAGGCGCUGCCAUUCUCGGCCACGUGCGUGCGGAUCUCCCGCGACUCCUACCCCAACCUCCGCGCCCUCCGGAACGCCUCCGCCAUGAGCCUCCCCGACGACGACGCCGCCUACGCCAAGCUCGAGGAGGGCGACUACGGCUACCUCCUCGACGAUGUCCCGCACUUCACGGACUACCUCUCCGAUCUCCCCACUUUUCCUAAUCCACUGCAAGAUCACCCGGCCUAUUCAACCGUCAAGCAGUAUUUUGUCAAUGCAGAUGAUACUGUACCUGAAAAGGUGGUUGUUCAGAAGAACAGUCCUCGAGGAGUUCACUUCCGUCGUGCUGGGCCUCGUCAGCGGGUGUAUUUCGAGUCUGAAGAUGUGAAAGCAUGCAUUGUAACCUGUGGAGGCCUCUGCCCUGGGCUAAAUACUGUCAUUAGAGAGUUGGUGUGCGGCUUGUCCCACAUGUACAAUGUCAAUGAUAUAUUUGGCAUACAGAAUGGAUACAAGGGGUUCUAUUCGAGUAAUUAUCUUCCUAUGACACCAAAAAGUGUCGAUGACAUCCACAAAAGAGGUGGCACAGUUCUGGGAACAUCACGUGGUGGUCAUGACACAAAAAAAAUUGUUGACAACAUUCAAGAUCGCGGGAUUAAUCAGGUAUACAUCAUCGGAGGGGAUGGAACUCAGAAGGGAGCCUAUGAAAUAUACAAGGAAAUUCGUAGACGUGGUCUAAAAGUUGCCGUUGCUGGUGUUCCCAAGACAAUUGAUAAUGAUAUAGCGGUUAUAGACAAGUCCUUUGGCUUUGAUAGUGCUGUAGAAGAGGCCCAGCGUGCCAUUGAUGCAGCUCAUGUUGAGGCUUCAAGUGCUGAGAAUGGAAUAGGCUUAGUCAAACUGAUGGGUCGCUAUAGUGGGUUUAUUGCGAUGUAUGCCACUCUUGCAAGCAGAGACGUGGACUGUUGCUUAAUUCCAGAGUCUCCAUUUUAUUUGGAAGGGGAAGGUGGACUAUUUGAGUACAUAGAAAGGAGGCUGAAAGAGAAUAACCACAUGGUUAUUGUUGUAGCCGAGGGAGCAGGACAAGAUCUUAUUGCUAAAAGUAUAGCUGCAGCAGAUCAGAUAGAUGCAUCUGGAAAUAAACUGCUUCUUGAUGUUGGUCUUUGGUUGACUCACAAGAUUAAGGAUUAUUGCAAAAACAAAAAGAUGGAGAUGACUAUUAAGUACAUAGAUCCAACUUACAUGAUCCGUGCAAUUCCAAGCAAUGCAUCUGACAAUGUCUACUGCACACUUCUGGCGCACAGUGCCAUUCAUGGGGCAAUGGCUGGAUAUAGCUUCACAGUUGGAAUGGUCAAUGGCAGGCAUGCAUACAUACCAUUUCAUAGGGUGACGUCAACCAGAAACAAGGUUAAGAUAACCGACAGGAUGUGGGCGAGACUGUUGUCCUCUACCAAUCAGCCCAGCUUCCUGAGCCAGAAGGACAUCGAUGCCGCAAGAGAGGCUGAUAGGCUAGCCAGCAAAUCGCCUGUGCCAGUGAACACCAAGGAGCACGGAGAGGAUGCAAAGAAGCUGGCAAAUGGUGAGAAAUAGUAUGCUUUUGAUGAUUCUUUAGUUGUACAGUAGCCUAUUCGCUGAGGCCACGAUGAACCGGUCCUACUCGAUUUUUGUUUCAUUGUGCACCUCUGAUGCGUUGGAAUGGAUACACAUGAACACGAUCUUGAUUGCCUACGUAAUAAAAUAAAAACAUAUCUGUAUCGGAGAA
Molecule: messenger RNA, 1961 nt
Organism: Oryza brachyantha (malo sina)
Lineage: Eukaryota; Viridiplantae; Streptophyta; Magnoliopsida; Poales; Poaceae
Product: ATP-dependent 6-phosphofructokinase 6-like
Exons: 14
Coding region: 110-1789 (559 amino acids)
Biological process (GO): glycolytic process; fructose 6-phosphate metabolic process
Cellular component (GO): cytoplasm
Molecular function (GO): 6-phosphofructokinase activity; ATP binding
Source: RefSeq, a predicted model, not a curated record